AAAAAAAAAAAAAAAAAUAGCGGUUGAGAAAAGAUAGGCAAAUGUGGAUUUUAGAGAGUAAUUGAACAAAUAUUUUUAUUUAAAAAAAUGGGGAAGAGUGGUUUAAUAUACCUGGGAAGUGUGUUGGACAGAGGAAGUUCGACCCCAUCUCUGCGGGUCCCAAAGAAUGGAACUAUUGAAGGCAAAUGUGGAGAGAUGAAUAUGGGUUUACUAAAUUUGUAACAUUUAGACUAAAUUUACUAAAUUUCAAUGGAGAGUACAAGUCUUAAUAGAUUUAAGCAGGUUUGGCUAAGUUUAAAUUGACAUAAUACGCAACUACAUGAUACAUUUUCGUAAUUUAAGUAUAAUUUUGGGAAAUUAUCUCCCUAUAAUAAUACCGAAGAUUAUGGAACUACCCACAAGGGCCAUAUUCAAAAGCACCAUGCCCUUCUGUUAGAAUCAAAGAGAGCCGAAAAUGAACAAAGCUCAGACCUUUAAUGGAGUUUCCCUCUUCUGCAGAGUUUUGAUUCCUUCACUCUUUGUUCAGCUGAUUGCCAGUUCGAAACCGCAAAGAAUUAGAAACUUUCCCACCCAAGAUACCGUUCUUUCAUUUGCUGGGAAUUCCCAUUUCUUCUUCUUCUACACGACUUAUCCUUCGAUAAUGGCUUUGUCUCUAAAUUCUAAUUUAUUGGACCUUGUUUUCGCAUUCUGAUACCGAUAUCGGCGAUGAACUUGUCCAUCUGUUCGUUUAUGCGUCUUGAAGUCUUUUUCUUUCAUCAUUCCACUGUGGGAUAGAAACUCCAAACGUAUCUUCUUCAGGUGCUCGAAGAAUGUCCGCUGAGAGAUAUUGCUAGCAUAUUUCGACGUGAACAGUGACACUGUAAAAUAGUUGGGCGUGGAACUGGAGCUGUACGCGUUUGAGGUACAAGGUGUUUUCUAAUGUGAAACUAGAUUGUAGAAAUUUGAAUGGAAGUUCUGGUUUCACUUGAUAGAUUUGAAUGUCUGGCCUUGGCACUGCCUCAUUUGUUCAAUUUCUUGCACCCCAUGGUUUCUGGCUGUGUCCUAUGCAAUCAGACUCCAAUUCGUACCAGAGAUAACCAAAUGCCUUUCGAUCCCGACAUUGUCGUCUGGAAGACUCUGCUAGCAGCAUGUAAAGUCCAUGGCAAUCUCGAGGUUGGCAAAAGAGCUGCAGAGAAGGUAUUGAAAACCGAUCCAUCCAACUCUGCGGCACUUGUGAUGCUUGGUAAUAGACAUGCUUCUUCGGGCCAUUGGAACGAUCUCGCUCGAUUGGCGAGCUCGAUGAGACAGAUGGAUGUCACCAAAGUUCCAGGUCAGAGCUGGAUUGAGAUUAAGGAUAGAGUUCAUGUGUUUCUUGCUGAAGAUAGCUUGCAUCCUGAGAGAGGUAGAAUAUACACAAUGCUAGAGGAGUUGAUGUUGCAAAUUUUAGAUGAUAGCUGUGAUCCAAUACAGAUGGAGUCUUUUGAUUAGAUUAUAUCAUAGGAAUAAUUAUUCAAGUCGAUUUUUAGAUGUACCUUGCAUCACAUCACACAAUUUUUAUGUUCGGGUGUGCAUAAGAAUUGUGUGAUGUGAUGAACAUACAAAUUAUGUUCGGGUGUGCAUAGAAAUUGUGUGAUGUGAUGAACAUAAAAA
This is a messenger RNA of Cucurbita pepo subsp. pepo (vegetable marrow), 1629 nucleotides long. NCBI's taxonomy places the organism in Eukaryota, Viridiplantae, Streptophyta, Magnoliopsida, Cucurbitales, Cucurbitaceae. The record is from RefSeq and is a predicted model, not a curated record.